ACCUCUUUCUGGACUAGAGACCAAGUCCUCUUUUUCAUUUACUCUCUCUCUCUUACGAAACCUGACAUUCUUCAAACGUUUUUCUUCUCUCUCUAGAAUUACAGUCAAAGAGGAACCUUCGCUGCUACAGUAAUGGCGGAUGGCGAAAUUGCCCUCGGUUUUUCAACAUAAAUUCCAAUCUGUGACUUCUCUUCUGUGUAGAUUCCAUCAACAGUCAAAGAUCCUCUCUCCUGUCUCUGACCGUCCUCCGAUCUUCUCCGAUCACUCUCUCUCUACUUUCUCUCUCUUAUUUCCGGUUCUUCUUGAUGCGGUUAUGGAGAGUUCUUAUGGUUUGGAUUGAGCUUUGAAGAGAAAUAUACACAGAUAUAGGUGUUUUCAUAUAUAAACGGUAUGGAUUUGGUUGAAGGAGUGGGAGAGAGUUCGUCGCCGCCUCGGAGUUUUGUAGGCUACAGUGGAUAUGAUCUGAGGAACGAUGUGUAUAAUCGGUUGCUAGAGAGUGGAAAUGAAGAGGCCGUGUGUAAUCCCGAGUUACGGGAGCAGUUGGAUGCUCACUUCAGUAGAUUACCAACUAGUUAUGGGUUGGAUAUUAAUAUGGAUAAAGUGGAAGAUGUAUUGUUACACCAAAAGCUUCUUGUUCUGGCAAAGGAUCCAGAUAAGCGCCCCGUUUUUCAUGUUCGUUUUCUGGAGAAUUUUUGGAACAGAGCAGAUGGUAAUGAUGAAGAACAAGUUACAAGUGUUCCUUCCACCUCAAGGCCAUGUUGUAAUGCCCAUACUGGAGUUAUGCCAUCAUAUGAUAGGAACAGAGACCGUGAGACUGACUUUGAACCCUGCUCUAAGCUCGAGGACCUAAAUUUGGAUGUUAGAAAGAAUUCUAUAGACACUGAAGGAAGACUUCUUACAGAUAUCUUCUCUAGAAGGCAGGAAAUUUCACAUGUUCCAAUUCAUGAAGUAAUAUUUUCUACCAUUGACAAGCCCAAGCUUCUUAGUCAGCUUUCUGCUUUGCUUUCAGACAUAGGUCUCAACAUCCGUGAAGCACACGUCUUCUCAACCACUGAUGGCUAUUCUUUGGAUGUAUUUGUGGUGGAUGGAUGGCUUGUUGAGGAUACAGAGAGUUUGCAUGAAGCUUUGGAAAAAGCAAUUGCUAGAAGCGAGGGGUCAUGGUCUGGCUCGAUGCAUUCUCAAUCAGCUGUAGAAAAAGCAUUAACAGCACAAGCAAAAUCCGGAGAUUGGGAAAUAGAUAGAAGAUUAUUAAAGAUAGGAGAAAGAAUUGCAUCUGGAUCAUGUGGAAAUUUGUAUCGUGGUGUUUACCUUGGUCAAGAUGUUGCUAUUAAGGUACUUAGAUCUGACCAUUUGAAUGACGCUUUGGAGGUCGAGUUUGCUCAAGAAGUAGCAAUCCUAAAGGAGGUUCAACAUAGAAAUGUUGUUCGUUUUAUUGGUGCCUGUUCAAAGUCUCCUCAUAUGUGCAUAGUAACAGAAUACAUGCCUGGAGGGAGCCUUUAUGAAUACUUGCACAAGAAUCACAUUAUCUUGAAUCUCCCUCAAUUGCUGAAUUUUGCAAUUGAUGUAUGCAAAGGAAUGGAGUACUUGCAUCAAAACAACAUAAUUCACAGGGAUCUUAAGACGGCAAAUUUGCUAAUGGACAAUCACAAUGUUGUCAAGGUGGCAGAUUUUGGUGUUGCUCGAUUUCAGAAUCGAGGUGGUGUUAUGACAGCAGAGACUGGAACUUACAGAUGGAUGGCUCCUGAGGUUAUAAACCACCAACCAUAUGAUCAAAAAGCAGAUGUGUUCAGUUUUGCUAUUGUUCUGUGGGAGCUCGUGACAGCCAAGGUCCCAUAUGAUACCAUGACUCCUUUACAAGCUGCCCUGGGAGUUAGACAGGGCCUGCGACCGGAUCUUCCUGAAAAUACGCACCCCAAGCUGUUGAACUUGAUGAAGAAAUGUUGGGAAGCUGUUUCUGACAACCGGCCUUCCUUCUCUGAAAUACGAAUCGAACUCGAAGAAUUUUUACAAGAAGUUCAGGAAAAAUUAGAAGCACCAAAUGGCAAGUGAACAUAUUCAGUUCAUUAUAUCCCAAACAGCACAAUUCCACAGAAUGAGUAAGGGGAAUUUUUUUUUUUUUU
This is a messenger RNA of Cornus florida, 2120 nucleotides long. Its product is annotated as serine/threonine-protein kinase STY46-like. The coding region runs from base 391 to 2049 and encodes 552 amino acids. NCBI's taxonomy places the organism in Eukaryota, Viridiplantae, Streptophyta, Magnoliopsida, Cornales, Cornaceae. The transcript is spliced from 16 exons. The record is from RefSeq and is a predicted model, not a curated record. Gene Ontology annotation, molecular function: protein kinase activity; ATP binding. Gene Ontology annotation, biological process: protein phosphorylation.